AUGAACAACCAAUCACUCCAAAGAGCUGCUAUGAUAUCUGAACACUUAGCUCCAACUUCAGAAUUAAACAUGAACCAAACAUCAGCACCAAUAAAGACAGCAAAAGAAGAAUUAGCAGAUUUUGUGGAGAUUUUCCCAAUUUUAACCAAUGAAAUCUUAAAGGAAUUACCAGGUAUGGACAUGCCACCACAAACAAUUGCAUGGGUUGAAAAGAUGAUCAAUGUUAAUGUUUCAGGUGGUAAAAUGAAUCGUGGUCUCACCGUACUCCACUCACUUCAAUUAUUAGUUGAAGGUCGUCAAUUAUCACGUAGCGAAAUCUUUUUAGCAAAUGUUUUAGGUUGGUGUGUCGAAUGGCUUCAAGCAUUCUUUUUAGUUGCUGAUGAUAUUAUGGAUCAAUCGAUCACUCGUAGAGGUCAACCAUGUUGGUAUAGACAAGCAAAUCCAAUCUCAAACAAUGGUACCAUUGGUUCAAUUGCAAUUAAUGAUUCUUUCAUCUUGGAAUCUUGCAUCUAUAUCCUCAUUAAAAAAUACUUUAGAAAUGAACCAUACUAUGCUGAUAUCUUAGAUAUUUUCCAUGAAACAUCUUAUCAAACUGAAUUAGGUCAAUUAUUAGAUUUAACAACUCAACCAAAUAGAGGUGAUUUCUCAUUAUUCACUUUAAAUACUUAUCGUCGUAUUGUUAAAUAUAAAACUGCAUAUUAUUCAUUUUAUUUACCAGUUGCAUUAGCAAUGUUAAUGGCAGGUAUUACUAGUACACCAGCAUUUUCAACAGCAAAAGAUAUUUUAUUACCAAUGGGUGAAUUCUUCCAAGUUCAAGAUGAUUUCUUAGAUUGUUAUGGUUCACCAGCUGUUAUUGGUAAAAUUGGUAGAGAUAUUGAAGAGAAUAAAUGUUCAUGGAUGAUUUGUCAAGCAAUUCUCAAUGGUACACCAGAACAAAUCAAUUUAUUAAAAAAACAUUAUGGUCUCGAUAAUCCAACUGAUGUAGAAUUAGUUAAAAAGAUUUAUGGUGAAAUUGGUCUCAAAAAGAUCUUCAAAGAUUAUGAAGAUGAAUCCUAUGCUUUCCUUAUCAGUAAGAUCAAAUCAGUUAGAAUUAUGCCACAAGAAGUUUUCAUUAAAUUAUUAUCAAAGAUUUAUAAAAGAGAUUUAUAA
Molecule: messenger RNA, 1149 nt
Organism: Dictyostelium discoideum AX4
Lineage: Eukaryota; Evosea; Eumycetozoa; Dictyosteliales; Dictyosteliaceae
Gene: fps
Product: farnesyl diphosphate synthase
Exons: 3
Coding region: 1-1149 (382 amino acids)
Biological process (GO): geranyl diphosphate biosynthetic process; trans, trans-farnesyl diphosphate biosynthetic process; isoprenoid biosynthetic process
Cellular component (GO): cytoplasm
Molecular function (GO): transferase activity, transferring alkyl or aryl (other than methyl) groups; (2E,6E)-farnesyl diphosphate synthase activity; dimethylallyltranstransferase activity
Source: RefSeq, a predicted model, not a curated record